This is a messenger RNA of Liolophura sinensis, 950 nucleotides long. Its product is annotated as WD repeat-containing protein 89-like. The coding region runs from base 120 to 950 and encodes 276 amino acids. NCBI's taxonomy places the organism in Eukaryota, Metazoa, Mollusca, Polyplacophora, Chitonida, Chitonidae. The record is from RefSeq and is a predicted model, not a curated record. The transcript has 11 exons. Gene Ontology annotation, molecular function: protein binding.
AUAACUUCCUGAAAUAGUGAUGCUUUUGGAACACGAAGUGUAUUUGUUGAACAACAACCUAACAGCAGGCACACAUAGUUACUGAGUUUAUGUUCCGUGAACCUGAUGUCUGAAGCUCCAUGUCAUCUUUAGCAGACACUCACAAAUCAGAGAUGAGAGAGUUGAUCACUUCUUUACGGAGCAUCCAGUUGGCGGGAAAAUCUGCAAUCACCCUUGAGAAGACAGAGCCAGAUUAUGUUCUGGACAUCGAUGCCCAAACCAGCUCAUUGUCCAGUAAUCCUUUAGUAGCAGCAACAAGUUCAAAUUUUACAAUCCGUCUUUUUUCCAAGGAAACCCUGAUGUCAGCAGGUGUUAUUUCAGGUCAUACAGAUGUAAUCUCUGGAGUCCGUUUUUGUCAACAGGAUAAAAAUCUGCUCUUCUCCAGCUCACAGGACAGCGUGAGAUGCUGGGAUCUUAGAGCACCAACUAAAGCUGUCCAGACAUUUCAAGGGUUUGAAGGUGUGAGCAGUAUCACAAGCUUUGACCUGAGUUGUGAUGGGCGUGUCCUGUGUGCGGGGUCAGAGGUCAAUAAGGAUGGGAUGGACAGGCGUCAUGGCGACCUACUAGGCUGUUACUCUGAGUGUCAUCAGGACGACAUCACACAGGUGGAAUUCCACCCAACACAGGCUGACAGUCUUCUCAGUGGCUCUACAGAUGGGCUAGUGUGCGUGUAUGACAUCUCGCAGAGCUCGGAGGAAGAGGCCUUGCUAAGCACACUGAAUUCCUGUUCCUCUGUUCAAAAAACAGGAUGGUGUGGCUCAGACAAGCAGAAUGUGUACUGUGUUACCCACAUUGACACCUUCCAUGUUUGGAAUGCUUUUGAGGGCGAUAACUUGAUCAAAUUAACAGACAUCAAGGAACGAACCAAGUGUGGUUGUGACAUGCUCAGCACUCUAGUGUUGGGACCCUAG